Eurytemora carolleeae is the source of this 3277-nucleotide messenger RNA. It is a transcript of the gene IntS6, whose product is annotated as integrator complex subunit 6-B. The transcript is spliced from 6 exons. The coding region runs from base 23 to 3037 and encodes 1004 amino acids. The record is from RefSeq and is a predicted model, not a curated record. Gene Ontology annotation, biological process: snRNA 3'-end processing. Lineage: Eukaryota; Metazoa; Arthropoda; Copepoda; Calanoida; Temoridae. Gene Ontology annotation, cellular component: integrator complex.
CUGAUAUUGAUCCAGGUUCAUCAUGACCAUUAUCGUGUUCCUAGUUGACACGAGCGCCAGUAUGAACCAGCGCGCCUACGUCAACGGGAGAAAAACCUUACUCGACGUGUCGAAAGAGGCCGUAGAGGUUUUCGUGAAACAAAGACAAAAAUCGACGGAAAGUCGAGGAGAUCGUUACAUGCUUCUAACCUUUGACGAGUUCCCUCGAAAUAUAAAGGCGGGCUGGAAGGAAAACUUAACGACCUUCAUGGCGGAACUGAAGAACCUUGAAGCCUCCGGCAUGACGACUCUCGGUUCCGCCCUGAAAGCCGUGUUCGAUACUUUGAACAUAAACAGAAUGCAGUCCGGUAUUGAUAUGUACGGUCAAGGUAGGUAUCCUUACUACCUUGAACCGGCGGUGAUAGUGGUUGUCACAGACGGCGGUAAACUGACAACCGCCAGUACGGUGCAAAGAGAAUUGAACCUGCCAAUGGGCGGAGCCGGUAUGGGCGGUAUGUCUGGAGUACCCGGAGCUGAGCUUACAAGAGAACCUUUCAGAUGGGACCAAAGACUGUACGCACUCGUUCUACGCAUGGCGGGUCAUCCACCUAUGUCCGGAUCGGCCGGUGAAUCCGGUCAUGUUGCGUCAGAUACUAGUCCUGUGGACGCAAUGUGUGAGGUGACUGGGGGACGCAGUUACGCAGUAACUUCUCAUCGUGUUCUCCAUCAGUGUAUCGAGAGUCUAGUCCAGAAGCUGCAGUCUGGUGUUGUCAUUCACUUCGAGAAGACGGGAAGUGACCCACCUCUCUUAGGGGAUGAAGAUGUCGUCGAAUGUGAGAUAAAACCUGAAAUAGAAAUUAUCAAAUCGACGAUAUUUCGCGAGUCCGGCCCCGGCUCCCGACCCCAUACUCCGAACCCUGUGAUUUCCUCGAAUACCUCCUGGCACUCCUGCCGGAAGUUAAUCUACGUCCAGCGCUCCGCUCAGAAAGGGUUUGCGGUCGGGUUCUGGCCCCUGCCGGAGUCCUUCUGGCCUGACGUGAACUCUAGUACCAUCCCGGGCCGGGCUGCCCAUCCUACACUUAAGUUUACCUGUAGCAACCAGGAACCAAUGAUCAUUGAUAAUCUUCCUUUUGAUAAAUACGAGUUGGAGCCUAGUCCUCUCACGCUCUUUAUCCUUGGGAGGAAGCAACCAAACUUCUGCUGGCAGGUUUUUAUCCAGGGUUCAACGAAACAUGGAGAUACAGGACACCCAUUCGGUUAUCUCAAGGCCAGUACGAACCUGCUGACAGUAAACCUGUUUGUCCUACCGUACAACUACCCUAUGCUGCUUCCUCUAUUAGAUGAUCUCUUUAAGCUACAUAGACUGAAACCCAGUAAUGAAUGGAGAACACAGUUCCAUAAUUACCUUCGCACAAUGCCGUCCUAUUAUGCAGGUCCUCUACGACGAGCUUUAACACGUAUGGGAGCUGGAACCCUGGCCACCUCUCUUAUACCUGAAAACCUGGACAAUAGCCUCAGCUACAGUGUACUCAACUACCUCAAGAGGUUAAAGAACCAGGCCAAGCAGGAGUACGACAGAAUAGUAUCUAUGACGCCGUACAAGGGAAAGUUUGGUCCGGACGGGAUUAAAGUGAUAGCUAGAUCUCCUCUAAAACGAGAACUACUUGAGAACACUGCUGUUCGAGAAACUCCCGCAUUUUUACGGGAUCAGCUGACUGAUUUUCCCGGAUAUAUGCUCGGACUUCCGGAGAAAUCAGCGACAGAAACCCAUCCGCUCCGCAACCCGUUUGAUAUCCCUCGAACAUCACUUUUAGAUCAGGUUGUGAGAAUGCGAGCAAAUCUUCUGUGUGGUCGAGGUGGUGUCAGCCAGCUCAUUGAUGAGGAUACGCGGCAUUCUUUACCAAUCGGUCAAAUGGGCAACUAUCAAGAUUAUCUGAAGAAACAACCAAUGCCUUUGCGUGAACUUGAAUGCGCCCCAGUUCGACAGCAUAUGUUCGGUAAUCCGUUCAAAACAAAUAAGAACUUAAUGAUGAUGACGGACGAAGUAUCCGGGUUGGGAGGAGUGGACGAGGUUCAGAUUGUAACUCCAGGUACACCACAAAGCUUACAGCAGCGAGGAUUAAAAAGACCAGCGGAGCAGGUUCUCAGUGCUCCGCCUAAGCGGCGGAAGGGACCGCUGGCAAAAGACUUUCAAUUCUCGAGUCCUGCGUCCAGUCCUGUUCAUUCUCCACAGUACUUAUCUCCUGUUCCAGACGAACCUUCUCAUGUUCCUUAUAUUGAACCCUACUCAGCUCCUGUAUCAGUUCCUCUCCUUCCCCUUCCUCCUGCUCCAGUCCUGAACGGAAUCAAGUCAAAUUAUCCUGCUGGUAAAAUGGCUUACUUCUUCAAAGAUGAGGAGGAUAAAGUUGAAGACAGUUUAACUAUUAUAGAAGAAGUAAAACCCUUAGUUGAACUAGAACCCCCUUCUCUUCACGUCUCCCCUGAACCUGCUAGUAACCAUAUCAGUAAGAAUAACAAUAAACAUGAAUUGACAAGAAAUGAAACUUCUAAACCUGUGUUGGAUCCAAUCCUCUCCAACCUGGACCUGGUUCAGGAUCCUAUACUGAAAGCCUGGCACUCCAACGGACAGGUUGAGCAUGUUUCCGUUUACAGGAAACAACAACCCGACAUCUUCCAGUCCUUCCACAAGGAACUGCCCGAACUGAAGACGGUGAAGAGUGUCGAGGAGAGGGUCGGAAUGAAGAUCAAGGAGAAGAUAAACAUCCCUGUUGUUGAUAUUCCUGAAUCUCCGAAGCCUGCUCCAACUCUGGAGGAUGAACCGACGGAGGAAGAACUCCGUAGCAUUAAACUCCGUAACAACAACGUGAGACAGUUGAUCUAUAAGGAGGUGAAGAGGCCGGGGAAGUGUCACAAUGUCCUCUGGAAGAUGUUGGAAGGUCUCUACGGUCCUCCCUGGAUUAGAAAACAGUUUAUUCUUGAAGUUAAGCAGGAGGCAGUCAGGUUUAAGAGAACUGAGUUAGCGGAGAAAUUACAAGAACGAUCCAACACUCUCCUCUAACAUACUCCAAUUCUUGAUCAAGUUCUACACAAAGUUUUUAACAUCGUCGACAGGGUUACAUUUCGGCCACGACUGAACAGACGACACGGCUGUGCUGGAUUUUUACAAGAUCCCAAAGAAAGCUUGACUCAACUCAGUGUGAUAACGGCAUUAUUCGGGGGAGAAGAAAUUAAUGUGAUAAGAAAAGCGGAAAGGCGAUACUUUCCGUUGAAAUCUGAAUAAAUUGUUAUUUAAGCUAAA